GUAGCAUCCUGGUGGAAGACCACAAGUACCCGCUAGCUAGUACUACUAUUUGUGACCUUGCAAGUGCUACUUCUGGGGCUUGAUUGCUCAUCUUGGAAAAAUGAAUAUCUUCGCUUUGUGUAGUAUCCACGUUACAACCUACCGGUACCUACGAGCGUGGAACUGCUGAGCUCCCCAGCCAUUCAUUGUGUGGGACUGGAACCAGCUUCAAUCAUCAACACGAUCAAACUCAGUCGGGUCACAGUUGAGAUCAUUAUUUCACUCCCGAGCUCCCAAGCUGUAUCAAGCAAGGAUCAUCCUCGCCACCACAACAGCUCAUAAAAACAACUCUCGAACAAUAACACAACUACAACACAACUACAACACAACUACAACUUUUAAUUUCCAAACAACUAUGAACACAACCUUCACUAAGAAUGAUAACGUCACUGAGAUGUCAAAUUCCUUUGAUCACGUAGAUCUUUCUGAAAUGCCUGCAUCCAGCAUCGACGAAGAAAAUCAAUCGUCCGUUCUGUCAUCCAAGCUCAUCGGAAUGGACGGUAGCAACCCUGUCGGCUUGACCGAUGAAGAAGCACAAGAGUCUCUCGCCAAGCACGGGUUCAACGAAGUAGUGAUCAAUGAACAACCUAUUAUCCUCCAAAUCCUAUCGAGAUACCUUGGAAUUGUUCCACUUUUCAUUACCACCACUGCUGUCUUGUCCGCCGCCAUCUGGUCGGACUGCACACAAGACCCCAAUUUCGACGAUUGCGAAUGCAACAACCUCAAUGACUGGGCUUCGUUUGUUCUCCUCUUUAUUGAACUGAACUUGGUAGUCUACGCGGACUUUAUGGGAUCCAAAUCUUCUGGUGAUGCCAUGAAACAACUUCAGGCCGCCAGUGCUUCCAAGGUGGGAGUUCGCCGCAACAAUGAAUGGGUCCAGCUACCCACACGAGAACUCGUACCAGGGGAUCUAGUGGCAGUCACAAUCGGAAUGACAAUUCCCGCUGAUGGAAUCGUCGUCCAUGACGGCGAACCAUUGAAACUUGACUACUCCUCCCUCACAGGCGAACCCCUUCCCGAAAAGAAGGGCAAGGGCGCAUCCGUCUUGUCGGGCGCAGUCGUUUUGGUUGGCGAGGGUGAGAUGAUUGUGACCAAAACUGGAGCAACAUCUUCCCUUGGAACGACUCAAGCACUGAUUGCAGAUGCCAAGGCCGAGAAGGAAAAGGGCGGAGAGCUCGCCAACUUGUUGUCCAAGGUGGCCAUGUUUCUGUGCGUUUACGGAUUGUUGGCUGCUCUCAUCAUCGGGGUCUACACUGGUGUCAACUUCGACGGAUCCAGCCUUGCCGAAAGCUUCAAGCUUGCCUUUGUUGUUCUAAGUGCAAUCCUUCCAGUCACAAUGCCCCUCGUCCUCACCACUACCUUGGCUGUUGGUUCACAAGAGCUCGCCAAAGAUGAUGCCUUGGUGCAACGAUUCAGCGCCAUCCCUGAAAUGGCAGGAAUGGACAUUCUUUGCAGCGACAAAACUGGCACCCUUACGUUGGGCGAAAUGACUGUCAUCAAGGAAGAGUGUGUAGUCUUUCAAAAGGACAAGUACACCGUCGACGACAUGAUGGAAUUGGCUUUGGUUUGCAGCCGCAUUGAGCACUCCGACGCCAUCGACAAGGCGGUAACGAAAUUCUUCGAGGACCCUGCCACUGUUUUGGCAGACUAUGAAUUGUCCAAGUUUGUGCCGUUUGACCCAGCUACCAAAAAAGUGACCGCAGUCGCCACCAAGAAAUCCACAGGACAAGAACUAUGCGUUGUCAAGGGUGCUCCUCCCGUGCUCAUGUCAUUCAGCGGCGUUGACAAGGGGACCUACAAGAAGGCAAAGAAGGCGCUGGACGAAAAGUCUGCACGUGGCUUCAAAACUCUUGGUGUCUGCAUCCAGCUGGAAGAGGACAGCUGGGAAUUGGUUGGCUUUCUGUCCAUCCUGGAUCCUCCUCGAUCAGAUACAGCCCACACUGUGUCUAAAUGCUCUGAGCUCGGAGUCGAGGUGAAGAUGAUAACUGGCGACCAAAAACUGAUUGCAAUUGAAGUGGCAAGGCAACUCGGGCUGCCAAAUGGUUUGUUCUUUGACAAGGAAGUCUUCCAUCCGAAUUCGCUGGCAGCCAACCGAGCCGGUGGAUUCGCCAACCUAUGCGAGAAGGCGGGAGGAUUUGCCAGUGUCAGCCCUGAACACAAGCACAGAGUUGUCACAUCACUACAACAAAAGGGCCAUGUCGUUGGAAUGACCGGAGACGGAGUCAAUGAUGCACCAGCUCUGAGCAUCGCCGACGUUGGUAUUGCCGUUGCGGGCGCCACCGAUGCUGCUAGGGGAGCCAGCGACAUUGUUCUUCAGCAAGAAGGUCUCUCCACGAUCGUCAACGCGCUUUAUGGAAGCAGAACCAUUUUCAAGCGGAUCGAAACCUACCUGACAUACAGAAUGUGCAGCAGCUUUGUUUUCGGUUUCGUCUUUGUCCUGAUUUACUGCGCUUCCUCCUACAGCUUUCCGACUUGGACAUUGAUUUUGAUCAGCAUACUGAAUGAUUUUGCAGUUUCCUCGUCGAGCAAGGACAACGUUAUGAUUCAACGAACUCCCCAAAGGUUGAAUAUCUGGAAGGUCGGCGCUGUGGCUGCCUCGAUGGCCAUCGUUAGCUCGCUCCAAACCUGGGGCUUCAUGCAUUCAAUCGUCGACUACGAUGGCAGCGAGCCUCACUUUUGGGGCAUUCGACCCUUGGAUGAUAUAUCCGAGAACAAGAAUUUCACCGGCUGUGAAGCUGCCGCUUUCAACUUCCUUGUCCUCAUAAUCACUCUUCAGUUUGAUCUGAUCGCAGCCCGCUCGCCCAAACCCUUCUUCCUCUUCUCAACUGAAAAAGUCGACGGCCACUUUGUGGGCAUCCCUCCACCGAGCAAGUUUGUAAUUGCCGCCCUGUCGUUCUCCUUGGGAAUCGCUACUCUAAUUGCCGUGUACUGGGAGGAUAACUGGGUCAUUGGAUCUGGUUAUGGAAUGAGUGGCAUCGGUUGGCGAAAUGCUGGCCUUGUCUGGGCCUGGGCUCUUCUUUGGUUUGUCAUCACUGAUCUGGUCAAGAGCUUUGUCGUAGCUCUCUUCGAGAAGAUCGAGAAAGACAGCAGUCAUGGAAAACCAUGGGGGGCCUUCUUUCAAAACACGUUGACACAGGAAUGGGAUCAAGAUAGGGCCGGUGAAAAGAAGAAGCUCGCUAUUGAAAGCCUCCGAGGCCACCUGGCAGAAUACGACGCCUCAGCCAAGAGCAGCCGGGCGGGAUCUGAUCUCUUCUCCAUUGCAGUCGCCUCCAGCCUCCAACUCCAAGACCAGACUGCUCUCGAAGAGGAGGAGGAAGCCAUGGUACCGCUUACCCACCAAGACGAGCUCCUCGCCGUGCAAACUCUGCAGGAUGAUGAGGCUCUCCUUCGAAUAAUUUCCAACAUGGCCCACACAAUCAACGCCUUGCAGCAGCAAGUUGAUGAGCUCUCCGCCGCAAAGGAAAAGGGAGCUGGCACGCAAGUAGAAGUCUAACUCACCAUAGUAUUGAACCCAUUUUAAAAAGCCAACUUGCUUGGAUUCUGUACUAUUCAAUAAGCUG
Messenger RNA from Seminavis robusta, 3599 nucleotides. Lineage: Eukaryota; Bacillariophyta; Bacillariophyceae; Naviculales; Naviculaceae. The record is from the annotation of a GenBank genome assembly.